This is a messenger RNA of Stegodyphus dumicola, 3647 nucleotides long. Its product is annotated as modulator of smoothened protein. Gene Ontology annotation, biological process: negative regulation of smoothened signaling pathway. Gene Ontology annotation, cellular component: ciliary membrane; Golgi apparatus. The record is from RefSeq and is a predicted model, not a curated record. Lineage: Eukaryota; Metazoa; Arthropoda; Arachnida; Araneae; Eresidae.
ACUUUCGUAUCGAAUGUUUUCAAACAAAUUACUAUCAUGUAGUAUCAAUACAUGAAUGUGAUCAUGUAAAUGUUAAUAUAAUAUAUACUGGUAUCCUGUCAUGAACUCUUAAGCCGAGAUUUUUGAGUUAAAAUGUAACUUAUGUAAUCUUUUUUUUUUUAAUUAAGCAGCUAUGGACAGGCUGACGGUAAUAUCUGGAGCGUUGUUCCUAGCGGCUAAUGUUUUCGCCAUCAUUAGUUUGACUUUACCCGAUUGGAUAGUGUCAGAUGUUGGAGGUAAUACAAGACUUGGCCUUCUUCGAAAUUGUAUGACAAUCUAUGGUCGUCAGCAGCUUUGCUUUUCUCCAAGUUUGCAGCCAGAAUGGAUGCUAUCAUUAAUAUGCAUCAUAAUUGGUUGUAUUUGCGUGUCCACUACAGUGGGCUUACUAAUGUUGUCUCAUUGGAAUGAACAAGUUGUUCCUUAUGCUAGAUGGGUCGGGUUUUCAGCAAUGGUCCUGUUUUGUUUAGCUGCUGUAAUUUUUCCUAUGGGUUUCACCAUGGAAGAAAUCGGUGGAGAAGCAUAUCAGUUACCGAGUAGCCACCAGGUUGGGCUAUCCUACAUAUUUUUCGUAUUAGCAUUGUGGAUAACAGUAAUUUCUGAACUGUUUGCCGGUAAAGUUUGUAUGCCUCAUUUUUAAAGUUCUAAAACUAACUGGUGUAUUAUAGAUUUCUCAACUAAUUGUGUUGGGCCACAAAUCUUUAAAAAAAAGUAUUAAUGUAAUUAUAAAUAUUGUUUAUUUUAUGUAUUCAUGUGCACAGUUUUCUCAAUAUAUAAACUAUACUGCUAUGAAUUUGAAAUGCUUAAAAGGCUGGGAUAAUUAUUGUGUAUAUAAAGCAUUAUGAAAUGAAUUUUUUAUUUAUGAUAAAUUUGAGUAUCUUAACAAUCUUGUAUUAGUUAAUUAAAUAAAAGUUUCAGACUUUAUUGUUUCAUAUAAAAUAAAGUUAUCAUUAAAGACAAUGAUUCAAAUUUAUUUCCUUUUCUAUUCAUAGAAAAACUUGACACUUUUUGUGAACAUAACAAGCUGAUGGAAUAUGCAGUCUUUUAAAUUAAGUCAUUUACACUUACAUAAUAAGGGGAAAGCACAGAAUCACCCACUGCUUCGUGCAUUUCUCAAAAUUGCCAACUUGAAAAUAACAAGUCAAAGAUUUGCACAAACUUAGUAUCCAUGUACACAUCGACCUAUUUUCACUUAAAAAAAUAGAGACUUGCACAAACUCGGCAUUACAGACUUUCUUGACUUUGUCCAUGUACACCUCGAUGCGUGCCAUGUAAGUGGCCAAUUCUCCAUCAACUUGAAAAUAACAAGUCAAAGAGUUUCGCGAACUCGGUAUCCAUGUACACAUCUAUCUAUUUUCACUUUAAAAAAUAUCAGAGAAUUACGCACUUCCUUGACUUUGUCCAUGUACAUAUUGAUAUGUGUCAUAUAAGUGGGUGAUUUACUACAUAAUUAUUUUAAUUUUGAAAUCUUCUGUGGUAAAUAUUUCUGUAAAAUAAUUACAGUUAUAUUGCUUAACUGAAUCUGACUGUUACCACAGUUUUGUAAAAUAUGUGCAGAAGUAGAUUGCAUAUAAAUAUGCUAAUAUUUUGAAUCAUAUGUAUGAUAUUUAUUGCUUUGAUGUAAGGUAAAUGUAAAAACUUCAAAUGUAAAUCAUGGUACUUUGUUCAUGUUAUCAUGUAGACAAAAUGUCCAAGGGUAUCUGCCUAAGGAAAGUAAAAACUAACUGGCUUGUAUUCUUCUGUGGAUUGUUAAGCUUUGCUUGAAUAUUGAUGUAGAAUGAAAUCUUAUGCUUAGAGUAAUAUUAAUAUUUAAAAAAGGCUUAAAACAUGAUGAUAUUUAUAAUUAUUAGUAACCAGUACAAAUACAAAAAUCAUCAGAAUAUAUGUCAUAGAAAAAUUUCGAUACUUCCUUAUUAUAGUGGGCCCCAAAAUUUAAUAUAUAAUCAACCAAAAUGUGACAUGUAGCGAGGUAUAAGAACACAUGGCAAGAUAUAUUGAUUGAUUAGCGCUUCAGUCUUGGGGAGGGGGGCCUCUAUAAUAUGGAAGUGCCAUAAUUUCUCUAUAAGUGAUUACAGUUUUUCUUAAUAUUAAGACUUUUGAUAAUAAUGAGAGGUAUUGAGAAAUGUAUUAGCACUUCCCACCAUGUGAAUGAGUUACAUUCUGAACAGCCAUUCAUACCAUGAAUUUAUUUGAAAAAUGUUAUCAAGUUUGCUAUGCAUAUUUCCUAACAAUGUUUUGGAGAUAAGAACUAUAAAUGCAGUCAAAUACACAAUUAAAUAUGGGCCUCUAUAGUAUGGAAGUGCCAUAAUUUCUCUAUAAGUGAUCACAGUUUUUCUUAUUAUUAAGACUUUUGAUAAUAAUGAGAGGUAUUGAGAAAUGUGUUAGCACUUCCCACCAUGUGAACGAAUUACAUUCUGAACAGCCAUUCAUACCAUGAAUUUAUUUGAAAAAUGUUAUUAAGUUUCCUAUGCAUAUUUCCUAACAGUGUUUUGGAGAUAAGAACUAUAAAUGCAGUCAAAUGCACAAUUAAAUACUGAAACAAGUAAAUAAUACAUUUUAAACUUCGAAUACAGUAUAUUACUAAUAAAUAAGGAAUCACUUUCAUGUUAUAAACCUGUCAGUAUGUUUUUUUAAUUGCAAAUAAUUUCCAGUUAUAAGUAUAGUUUACAGAUGGGGGAGGGAAAAAAGCCACAUGUGCACACCUACUAACAAACAUACCACAUGGCAGAUGAUGGCCAAUAAAUCAUCAUCUGCUAUACACCAAAAGGCCUGUCAGGUGUAUUACAGAAAAAUACCAAAUAACUUUAUUGUGUAGUAUGUACCUGGAAUUGUUUACUCAAUUUUAAGCAUAUAAGGAUAAGGCUAGCAGAUUUUUACAUGGGUGGGAAUGAAGCAUUGUUUGACAUGCCCUCUGGAGACUCAUCAGCAAGUAAAAGGGGCGUUCGGUAUGAAGAGACUGUAUGAGAGGUGGAAUGAGUUGGCAUGUUAGAUUGGCCAGCAACACCAAUUUCUGAUGUGUCUUUUUUUAAAACAUAAUUGUCUAAACUUGUCUGAGCAGGUUUUCUUUUCUUUCACUGUAAAUAAGAUGAAAGCACUGUACAACAUCGUGAGCAGCAGACUUUAGCAAACCUUUCAGAAUUUGGUCUUGUUUUUAAAAAAAUCUGAGGCUCUGAAUUCGUUUUGACGCCAAACAAGUUUUAUUUUUUUAGAAUAAGUCUUCUGCUUGUAUGCAAAAGUUUAUAAGGUGGGAAGUGCCUGUAUAUAUAAAAAUUAAAGUAAAAUAAUGUAAUAUAAAAUACAGUUUGUUUCUUAUGUCUAAUGCUUAAUUCCUGUUACUUUAAUUUUCUUAUUUCUUGCAAUUUUUUUUUUUUUUUUUUUUUUUUUUUGAUAAUUUUGCAGACAUUGAUAAGCAAAUAAAUGUGAAAUUUGACAUUACCAAUAUAUUUAGCAUGCAGAAAAUUGCAUUUUGAAAAGAAUGGCUUUCAUUUCAUGAAAGUAAAUUUAUGGCAUAAAGUAGAUUUAAAACUGUUUUGCAAAUUUCAUGUUAUAUGAUUUGUAUAGAAUUUGUUUUUAAAAGACAUUUGAUAAUAAAAUUGGAUGCUACUCUUGCA